CUCUAGAGGUCAGAUCAGAUAAUGGCCGAUAGAAGGCGCAGUUCGUGAAAUCCACUCAUUGUUUAUUUCAACAUGACGGAAAACAGCGCGUCACCGGAGGAUCCCUGGCUCAAACAGACGGACGGUGCCUUCAGCGACAACGGCUUCGAUCACAGUUUCUUUGCCGAGAGUGCUCGCAAAGGAAGUUUGGUGUCAAGAGCCAACAGCAUCGGAUCCACGAGUGCCUCUUCUGUACCAAACACAGAUGAUGAAGACAGUGAUAACAGACAUGAGACGCCCUAUAAGGAGUCGUAUAAAGACCGGAGGAGACAGGCACACACACAGGCAGAGCAGAAACGCAGAGAUGCCAUCAAGAAAGGCUAUGAUGACCUGCAGUCUAUAGUGCCUACAUGCCAGCAGCAGUCUGACUUUGCCAUGGCCACUCAGAAGAUGAGUAAAGCUACAGUCCUGCAGAAGACAAUCGACUACAUUCAGUUUCUCCACAAAGAAAAGAAGAAGCAGGAAGAGGAUGUUUCCACACUUAGGAAGGAGGUGAUGGCGCUGAAAAUUAUGAAAACGAACUAUGAGCACAUUGUGAAGGCCCAUCAGAAUAACCCUCAGCAGGGCAGCGAGCAGGUUUCAGACCAGGUGAAGUUCAGUGUGUUUCAGAGCAUCAUGGACUCUCUGUUCCAGUCCUUCAGUGCCUCAGUGUCGGUCAACAGCUUUCAGGAGCUCUCUGCCUGCGUCUUCAGCUGGAUCGAGGAACACUGCAAGCCCCAGACGCUGAGAGAAUUUGUGGUGACUGUGCUGCAGCAAGUGAAUGGUCAGCUGUACUGAAGCUGUCUAUCUGUAUGUUUGUCCGUCUCUCAGGCUGAUAUCUCAUUCAAGAACAGUCUCUCUUUCUCUCUCUCUCACACACACACACACUAUGCAGCAGGGUAUCAGCACACUAAUGGACUGGGGUGGAUCACAAGAACUCUAAAGAGAUGAAGUAUUGACUGACAGUGUUUAUGGCAGUGAUUCAAAUCAACAAAUGUGGAAAUGCAUUAAUUUAUUCUGAUCAGUCAUUUUAUUACUAAUAAUUUGGAAGGUAAUAAUCUGAUCUAAGAUGUUUGCCAUUGCAUAUCGUUUCCUCACACACUUUCAGCUGGUUUAGAAAUUAAAGAAGGUGUUGGUUCUAGGGGUGCGCCGAUCACAAUCGGCCGAUAAUCACUUUGGGAUGAUUGAUCGGCGAUCUCUAAAAAGGCCGAUCUCAUAAAACUGAUCUCAAGCUUUAAUCCAUUAACAUGAGCCUGCCGUGAGAGGUUUGGCAUGACAUGCAGCGGCAGUCUCUGUCCAGCGUGGGUUAAAUAAUUAUAGUACUUUAGCUGAGGUACAAUUCAUAUUUCUUCAUUAAAUAACUGAUAAAGUAAUUUGUAAAAGUCUCUGUGAGAGAUAAUUUCACAAACAGCGUUGAGUGAAUCACUGCGUGUGCUCUCUCUUUCUCAAAAUGCAAAUGCCUUAAUCACAUCAGGUCUGCUCUAUAAGUGAGCUGCACAGCUGACACAGGAAUUGCAUCACUAAAUAGCAUUUUUUCUUUUUAACUCUAGUCAGUGUUCAAGCCAUUCAACGCUCGCGUGCUUUCCUGAAGACAGUGCGCUCAUGCACACUUACAGUGCACACACAUAAUAAUGCCAGGUUCACAUUAGUACAUUUGCAGUGUCUAUGUGGUGUGUAUUUUUACCGCGCUCAUGUUAAUGGAUUAAAGCGUUCACACUGCAGACACGGUUGCGGUCUGGCAGAGCGUUUGCAGCAGUACAGAGAUAGUUUCCGCACCGAGUCUAUUUUUUGCUGCGCUGAAUUAAAGUAACAGUGCAUUGUUUGCAAAAAUGUGAAUACGCACUAACACAAAAUUGUAGUAAUUACACCUUAAAUGCAUAUGAUUAAAGUCUGCUGUGCUUCACAGUCAACACAUAGGCUAUGGUUUUUUGGCUAGGUUUAAAGAAAAAAAGCACUUUUAGAUAAACAAGGCAAUCAUUGCUUAAAGUUCUUUGUGAACUGCAGGAUUGCUUGUAAUAAAGAUUUAAAUGCAAAAGAAAGGCAGUAGAGCUGAUUGUUUCUGUCAAUGGUUUUAAUUUAGAAUGUUUGUGAUAACGUGAGAAAAGUAGUUUAAAUGUUAUGUUUUAGCGACAUAAUAUAUAAAUCUAGAAGUAAAUGCAAAAGUAAAAAGCAUUGAAUAAUUGAUGAAAGAUUGUAUUAUUGUACUGUGUAAAAAAAAAAAAAAAAAA
Molecule: messenger RNA, 2246 nt
Organism: Carassius auratus (goldfish)
Lineage: Eukaryota; Metazoa; Chordata; Actinopteri; Cypriniformes; Cyprinidae
Product: max-like protein X
Exons: 8
Coding region: 73-816 (247 amino acids)
Biological process (GO): regulation of transcription by RNA polymerase II
Cellular component (GO): nucleus
Molecular function (GO): RNA polymerase II cis-regulatory region sequence-specific DNA binding; protein dimerization activity; DNA-binding transcription factor activity, RNA polymerase II-specific
Source: RefSeq, a predicted model, not a curated record